AGUUGUUUCCCCGCGGUGCGUCCAGUUGUACGCGUGCGCCAGGGCAAACUCCGAGGCGUCACAACAACACUGCCGGACGGGACGACGCCGUAUCACUACUUCAAGGGCAUUCCGUACGCAAAGCCACCCGUUGGGGAGCUUCGCUUUCGUGCUCCGGUACCAAUUGAUUCGUUUUACCACCCUAUCGUGGACUGUCUCGUUGAUAGAAGUGCGUGUUUGCAACCGCUGGUUGGGCGCUUUACAUUCGGGAAGGAAGCUGGGCUGUUUUUGAAUGUUUACACGCCAAGACUGCCGAACGGCGACGAAAAAGAUGUCACGAAACUCCCGGUUAUGGUGUGGAUUCACGGGGGAGGCUUCAUCAGCGGAUCGGCGGACAGCUUUAUCUACGAUCCGAUCUACCUCAUCCAGGAUGGAGUGGUGGUAGUUACCAUGAAUUAUCGGCUGGGCCUUUUCGGAUUUCUCAGUUUGCCCGAAGCAGGGAUUGAGGGCAACGCAGGGCUUAAAGAUCAGCAACUGGCUUUCAAAUGGGUAAAGGAAAAUAUUUCUAAUUUUGGUGGUGAACCUGAAAACAUUACAAUAUUUGGUGAGAGUGCUGGAAGCAUGAGUGCAUAUUUGCACUAUCUCUCUCAAAAUUCCAGGAAAUACUUUCAUCGCGUCAUUUGCCAAAGUGGAGUAGCUUGCUCGGAAUCUUUCUUCCAAUCGGAUGCCGCUGAUAAGACUCGAAAGCUGGCUAAGGUCCUUGGAUACAACGGUGACGACGACAACAGGGUUUUAGAAACACUAACAAAAGCGCCAGCAAGUCUAUUAAUGAAGCAUCGUCAUGACGUUAUGAGUGACCACGAGAAAAGCCUCGCAUUGCAAAUGAUCUACCGGCCGGUGAUAGAGCAAGAAGUUACUGAAACCAGCAUCAUAACCGAGACACCGGAAAAGAUUCUCAAAGCUUUCGACACCAUUCAGAUGCCUCUAAUCAAUGGAUGUACUAACAGUGAGGGCAUUUUGGGGUUGCGAAUGAUUCUGAAGCGAUUGGAUGGUUUUAAUCAAAACGUGGAACGUCUUGUACCACAAUUGAUGGGAGAGCUCUCACCGGAUGACAAACAAAAAAUUGGAAAAGAAAUUCGUCGGUUUUAUUUCGGAGAUAAGAAAAUCGAUAAGCACGCUCUUAAUGAAAUGUGCGAUUUGAUGUCGGACAAUAUCUUCAUCACCAACACUAUGAUCAACGCUGAGUGGUUGGCAAAAUAUCAGCCAAAUGUUGAACAUUACCACUAUCGGUUUACCUACGAUGGACGGCUGAGCUUUUGCAAGCGAAUGUUUAAUUUAAGUCAAGUGCCCGGAGCGUGCCACAGCGACGACAUUUUUUACUUAUUCAAUUCUAAAAUGCUACCAAAUCUACCGGCAGAUAGUGAGGAAUAUCGUAUCAGAAGCAUAAUGAUUCGAUUGUGGACCAAUUUCGCAAAAUACGGUGACCCCACUCCCGUACGAGACGCCCAUGAUGGACUUCUUUCUUUCAGGUGGAAACCAAUGGGGGUUUUCGAAAGCACUUCGAAGGAGUUCAAUCUAGAUUGUUUGGAAAUCGAUGUGAAUCCAAAAAUGCUUCGAAAUCCCUGCGUGAACCGCAUCCAGCUAUGGCGAAGAUACCUACAAACAUUCAGGAAAGACUAUUUAAGUGGUGUCGUUUGCACAGAGUCGUUCUUUCAAGUGGAACCCUCCACCAAAGCUCGCAAGUUGGCUAAGGCUUUUGGAUAUAGAGGAGACUCGGAUUUGGGUGUUUUAGAUACUCUUAUGACUGCUCCUGCUCACCUGAUCAUGAAGCACCAGCGUAAAAUGGCCAGUGACCAGGAAAGGAAACUAGCAAUGAACUACGUCUUCAGACCGUGUUCGAGGCGUAACGUGUACUCUGUCGAGAAUUACGUGGCAAUGUGGUGGACAACUAGGGAGUAUCUUGUUAUCAUCUUGAAAUUAGCCUUAUCAUUCGUAUCGCACGGUAUCGGGAAUGUACUAAUUCGAUUUUGGCCCGGUUUUGAGCGCCCUGUCGUGGAAGUGCGUCAGGGAAAGGUGCGAGGGUCACCAGUGAGCUUCGAAGGCAGAAAGUAUCACUACUUCAAAGGAAUUCCGUACGCAAAGCCACCGGUGGGUGAGCUACGUUUCCGGCCACCGGUUCCACUGGAGAAGUUCAAUCAACCCGAGCUCAACUGCAGUUCUGAUAAGGGAGACUUUGUGCAGCCGCACAUUGUACUCAACUGGCCAGUCGUGGGUUCUGAAGACGGACUGUACUUGAACGUCUACACGCCCGGUCUACCGACAGAAGAAAAUGCGGCCAAAUAUCCCGUCAUGGUUUACAUCCACGGAGGUGGACUUCGUUUCGGAACAGCUAGUUCGUUCAUCUACGAUCCCAAGCAUAUUGUGCAACGAAACGUGAUAGUGGUCACCAUGUUCUAUCGACUUGGUCCGCUGGGAUUCCUGUGUCUACCCAGCGUUGGUAUCAAUGGUAACAUGGGCCUCAAAGAUCAACGCCUAGCUCUCCAGUGGGUACAAGAAAAUAUCGCUAAAUUUGGAGGUGAUGCAGAUAACGUUACACUAUUUGGAGAGAGUGCAGGAAGUUGGUCGACUUAUUUGCACUACCUGUCACCCAAUUCUAGGAAAUACUUCCACCGCGUGAUUUGCCAGAGUGGAGAUGCGUGCACGGAAUCGUCCUUCCAAAUUGAUCCAGAAGGAAAGGCAAGAAAGCUUGCUCAAUUGCUGGGAUGUUGGGGAAGCUCCGAUCAGGAAGUUUUAGACACUUUAAUGAAAGCUCCUGCAAGAACGCUCGCAAAGCUGCAAAACGAUGUCAUCACCCCGGAAGAGAAGAGCUGCGCGAUGCGCUUUAUCUUCCGACCAGUAAUCGAACAAAAACUCACCGAGGACAGCAUCAUUACGCAAACGCCAGAACAGUUGCUGAAAUCGUUCGAUACACUCCAAAUGCCAAUGAUGUCGGGCGUUACAAGCGCCGAGGGAGUUCUUGCACUUAAUUUGAACAAGUACUGUUUGGAGAAGUUUAGCAAAUAUGCCGAAGACUGGCUGGUUCCACGUUUUAUGAGUUCCCCGGAGGGAUUGGAUCGACGGGCUAUUGUUGAGGAAGUGAAACGGUUUUACUUGGGAGAUAAGGAUGUUUGCUGGGCGACGAUCAAUGAAUCAUGUGCUCUCUUGUCGGAUUUUACUUUCGUUGGGACGUCCAACCUGAGUGCCGAAUGGAUCGCCAAGUAUCAACCAAAUGUGCGGCAUUACCACUAUUUGUUCAACUUUGUUGGACGAAUGAACAUAAUGAAGCCCCUGUUUAAUGUUGGUGCAGUAGACGGAGCAUCCCACGGUGAUGAUAACUUUUACUUGUUCAGCCCAAAGGUUCUCCCCGAAUUGUCGGAUGCUAGCGAUGAGGCCAAAAUGCGAAACAUUUUCAUCGAUGUUUUCACCAACUUUGCCAAAUUCAACGAUCCUACUCCAGACGAAAGCACGCUAGGGUUCAAGUGGACACCGAUUGCAUCGACGCAACGUGACUCGGAAUCGUUUGACAUAGAUUGUUUGGAGCUGAAUGUACCACCCCGAAUGGUUCGAAAUCCUAGCCAAGAGAGGAAAGAGUUUUGGAGAGCUAUGCUGAAGAAACACACUAACUUGUUGUAAUUGAACCAAUGUUUAAAAGUGUUUUUGUUAUUCUUGAAAA
Culex quinquefasciatus (southern house mosquito) is the source of this 3691-nucleotide messenger RNA. RefSeq lists its product as uncharacterized. NCBI's taxonomy places the organism in Eukaryota, Metazoa, Arthropoda, Insecta, Diptera, Culicidae. The record is from RefSeq and is a predicted model, not a curated record. Gene Ontology annotation, molecular function: hydrolase activity.